Messenger RNA from Camponotus floridanus (Florida carpenter ant), 964 nucleotides. It is a transcript of the gene Lamtor1, whose product is annotated as ragulator complex protein LAMTOR1. The transcript has 5 exons. The record is from RefSeq and is a predicted model, not a curated record. Gene Ontology annotation, cellular component: lysosome; Ragulator complex; membrane raft. Bases 173 to 673 code for a protein of 166 amino acids. Gene Ontology annotation, biological process: lysosome organization; regulation of receptor recycling; endosomal transport. Lineage: Eukaryota; Metazoa; Arthropoda; Insecta; Hymenoptera; Formicidae. Gene Ontology annotation, molecular function: guanyl-nucleotide exchange factor activity; molecular adaptor activity.
UUAUAUAUGUACAUUACGAUUGUAUGCAUGUGUAGAAUCCUGUGCGCGGCUAUUCUCCGACAGCUGAUUCACUCGAUUGUUUACCGGAAAAAAACAUGAACGAUUGUUUGCAAUAACAGUGGGACGAUACUUUGCUCAUCGGUGAAAAUUACGCUAGAGAUUCUGUUCAAAUAUGGGAUGCUGCUACAGUUUCUGUAAAGAGGACAACGGUCCCCAGAGUGGAGAAGCGAACGAAAGAACGCAUCUAUUAGUAGAUCCUGUCAGCAAUAAUACAAACAUACCAAGAGUAAAUAGUGAUGAUUAUGUUAAUCAAUACGCAAGCUCCGUGCCUAAGAAGACAGAUGAACAGAGUGCAUUAAAUAGAAUUUUACAUGAAACUGCAGCCAAUGUUAUAGAUGUGGGUGCAUUAGACACACAUAAUUUAGAGCAGCACGAAUACAUGGAUAGAUCUCGUGCAUAUUCAAGAAGAAUAGAAUCAGGUAGAAUUAAACUUCCUGAAACUGCAUCUUGCCUACUUAAAGAUAUACCUGCUCCGGAACGAAUAUUAGCAGCUGAUCCACUUGCUGUGGAAGAUCAAGAAUUGAUUACAGAGAUGCUCAUCAAGGCUGUGACAGCAUUAAGCGAUGUAAAAGUCGAACACAAGGAAGAUUUGGUUGUUCCAUUUCUGUCGUGAUCGUUAAGUGUUUCCCCAGCUAAUUUAUAAUCUCAUCCCAUUUGAUUGGAAUUUUGACAUUAUUAUUCGGCAUCGAAAGAACGUAUAUUUAUCUCAAAUAAAUCGACCUAAACUCGGAUUAAUUCUAGCUGUCGUUAAAACAAAGCAUUGAUUUUAAUAGGUAAGAUGUAUUAUAAAAAAUGUUACAUACUAUUAUUGUUUCAUUAAUAAUGGCUUUAUAUUUAUCGAAUAGAUACGUGCUUUUCUCUUUUACUCUUAAGAUUUAAAAUAGUACGAUGUGCAUGAAUUUUU